Molecule: messenger RNA, 938 nt
Organism: Nelumbo nucifera (sacred lotus)
Lineage: Eukaryota; Viridiplantae; Streptophyta; Magnoliopsida; Proteales; Nelumbonaceae
Product: LYR family of Fe/S cluster biogenesis protein
Biological process (GO): mitochondrial respiratory chain complex III assembly
Source: RefSeq, a predicted model, not a curated record
UUUUUCCUUUUUUUAUUUUUUUUUAUCGUUACGAUAUAUCAACCAUAAUUUGUUUUUGUUCUGCGAUUCAACCUGGCUAAUCGAGCUUCUCUUCUCCUCUUCUCCAACUAGCGGCGGCAACUUCUCCUUGACCGAUAAACAGGUACAAGUUUUUUUACCGUUUGGAAGAUCUCACACUUUCGGUCCUCCAUUAACAUCAUCACUCGCGUGUCUAACAACCACAUACUCCAAAAUUGGGGUCUGAGGUACCUGACGCACACUAGGGGAAUUGAUAUAUCCAUUGCGCGAGGUGAAAUUAAGUGGACUGGUUGACUCUGGUUACUAUCGCUUUAUUGAAUUCAGAUAAAUAAAAGAAGUGAAAGAAAAUGGCAAUUGGAUUGGAGAAAUGUUCUCUUAUGGGAAUCUCUGUUAAUCGUUGCUUGAGAAGCGGCAUUGUAUUUCAUCGACAACUUCUACACAACGGCCCAGACACAGUAGAAGAGCUAUUGGAGAGACACGUAGUGAAGAAAGAAAAGAGUUAUGAUGACGACGAAGAUGAGCUUUUGGCAAGACAACGCCUCACUAGCACCCGCCGAGAGGCUCUCAGCCUCUACAGAGACAUUCUCAGGGCCACCCGUUUCUUCGUAUGGCCGGACUCGCGAGGCGUUUUGUGGCGAGAUAUCCUUAGAGAGAAUGCUCGACAAGAAUUUGAAGAGGCUCGAUUAGAGAGGGACCCGGAGGUCAUCACCAGAUUACUCAUUGGUGGACGAGAUGCCGUUCAGGCUGCCAUUGACAAGCUUGUUGAGAAGCAAAAACAACAGAUAACACAAGAUCAAAGAAAUGGAGAUCAUCGAUGAUAUUGGUAGACCUGUAUGUUGUCCCAAUCUAUGUAAGAGAUGAUGUUUUCCAUUUCCCUUUGUUUUCUAGAUAUAAUGAAACAAGUUUUUUUUUUUUUUUUU